Messenger RNA from Prunus armeniaca (apricot), 1023 nucleotides. Lineage: Eukaryota; Viridiplantae; Streptophyta; Magnoliopsida; Rosales; Rosaceae. The record is from the annotation of a GenBank genome assembly.
AUGAUGUGCAAGGGUAUUGCCCCAAAUGUCAUUACCUAUACAUCCUUGAUUCUUGGAGUUUGCAAAUUAGGCGAGUGGAAAGAAGCUACAAGGUUGUUGAAUGAAAUGGUGAGUAAAAACAUCUUUCCAAAUGUGUGCACGUUCAAUGUCUUGGUAGACACACUUUGUAAGGAGGGGAUGGUUGGGGAAGCAGAAGGCAUGGUCGAAAUGAUGAUUGAAAGGGAUAUUCAACCUGAUACCGUUACAUACAAUUCACUUAUGGAUGGUUACAGUUUGCGAGGAGAAAUGAGCAAGGCUAGAAAAGUUUUUAAACUAAUGCUUAGCAAGGGCUCGAUGGUUAAUGUUGUUAGUUACAACACAUUGAUAAAUGGAUAUUGUAAGCAUAAGAUGACGGAUAAGGCCAUGACACUUCUUCAGGAAAUGUCUCGUAAGGGACUAGUUCCAAAUACUGUUACUUAUAACACUCUUGUGGAUGGUUGUUGCAAAGUGGGGAAAUUAGGUGAUGCACAAAAGUUGUUCUCUGAGGUGCAAGCUUGUGGCCAACUUCCAAAUGUUCAAACUUAUGCUAUUCUACUGGAUGGCCUGUGUAAAAACCGAAAACUUUCUACCGCAAUCCAACUGUUUAAAGAGAUGGAAGGCAAGAAGUUGAUAGGGCUUCAACCAGAUGUAAGGACAUAUACCAUAAUGAUUAAUGGACUCUGUAUUGGGGGCCGAACAAGUGAAGCAGAAAAGCUGCUUACUGAAAUGGAAGAGAAAGGUUGUCCUCCAAAUGAUUGUACGUAUAACAUAAUUAUUCGAGGGUUUAUCAAUAACAAUGAGACAGUAAGGGUGACAGGACUUAUUCAACAAAUGGUGGAGAAGGGUUUCUCAGCAGAUGCAUGGACUACAGAAUUGAUAGUUGAACUAUUGGGUAAAGAUAAAGUAGAUCCUGCAUUGUUGCCAUUGAUGCAAAAAGAGAAUUAUGAACUGAAUUUGCCUCAGUUAAAGUUGAACAGAUCUUCUGACCAUCCCAAUAAACAUUGA